AUGGCCGACUCAGCGCACCGCCAUGGUUCCCCACCACUUUCGCCUGUUUCGCAGCUGCUUCAAGGUCUGGGGAUGACACGCGAAGACCUCGUCCGCAAGAGCGACCAGAUGCGCGAAUUUCUCACAUCAGAACGCGCAAACUCUUUUCGUGCUUUCAUGCAGGACCGUGAAGAAGCCCAAGCUCCAAGUACGCCAAAGACAUCUGAACGCUCUUCCCGCUCGGUUUCGCGUUCCUUUUCGACGAACGAUGCAUCCGGAUACACUUCUCCCCCUGCUACCCCCAUCAAGUCCGAACCAGUCGACCCUCCUACAUCUCUCAGGAAAUACGAUAGUAUGGAGGCUGUGAUAGAGAGGCAGAAUAGUCGGAAGAGCAAGAAGGGAAGGAGACACCGUCACAGCCGUAGUAGGGACUAUGACGACAGUCCCGAACGAUCGCGCUCCCCGUCCAACUCUUCCCGACGCAGACAUUCUCUUGUCGAGUCUAGCAGCUCGCGACGCGUUUCCGACUCAGAGGACUCGCACACGACGCGUCGAAACUCUGCAAAGGACCCGCCGCCUCCUGUGACACCAUCCGCUGGACGGUAUUAUAGGGAUUCAGUGUUAUAUCAAUCCAGUUCAUCACGCCCUACAAGACCGAAUACCUAUGUCCCUCGACCCGAAUCCCCAUCGCCGUCGAAAUCACGCUCUAGCGUUGCGUCUUCCUCUUAUGCUAAAGAACGUCAAGUCUUUCCUCCUAUCACACCUCGCCGCCCAUACUACAGGGAGGAAGUUGCAUCGCCUUCAAUGUCGACGCCCGAUUCAAGCCCGAUCCGGAAAGUGAAUAUCGUUUCUUCUCCUGGUCCAAUGGGAUCUGGCGAAGAAGAAUUCUCUGCAUACCCGUUCACGCUUCCUCCCGGACCGUAUUCACCGCACAAGCCUGACCUCCCGUACGCCGCUAUCAUUGGCCAGGCCAUUCUUUCCUCUGCACAGCACCGAUUGACAUUGCAAGAAAUCUAUUCUUGGAUCACCAUCGUCUACCCCUAUUUCAAGCGAAAUGAACAAACUUGGAUGAACUCCAUUCGUCACGUGUUGAGCACGACGGUCGUAUUUCGGAAAGUCCAACGUGAUCGCGCCGUUGGUCGGACUUUGUGGGCAAUAUGGGACGCAGAUCUGCCUUGCUUUGAGAAAGGUGGAUUCAACAAGGAGGCGAGUGCGGAAAUGGCCGAACAGAAAGCCAAGAAGGAAGCAAACAAGAAGCGUCCUGCAGAAGAUAUCGAGUUGCCACGCACGGGGAAGGCGAAACGCUCGAAGAAGGGCACACAAUCUGCUGCUGAUCCCGCACCCACUACUGAGGAGGAGGAGAGCAAAGACGCCAAGUCUGAACCUCCCGCAUCACUCGCCGAGUUAGGUCUACUACCGCACCAACACUCCUACCCCAUGCCUCCGCCUCCACCGCAUAUGGGUGUUCCACUGAGCUCCGUGGCUCUGUAUUCUGGUCCCAUAUUUCCUGCCCCUCGUCCUGGGACCCAUCAUCAGCCUUAUUAUCCUUCUAGUUCGUAUCCAGUGCCACAGCCUGGGAUGACUCUUUCCGAUCCAUACUCAUACCCUCCUCAUAUGCUGCCAGCCGGAGUCAUCUUUCCUCCCCUUCCACCCGGCGCCGCAAUUCAUCAGGCCACUGCAGAGAAGGACGAACAAGAGGAGCAUACCGGGGACGACGCCGCCUCUAUCUCGCGUCCCGGAACAUCAAGUUCGUACUACUCGACCGAUGCUGAUUACCUGCCUUCGUCUUCCCCUCCGUCGGUGCCACCGGUUUCUGACGGAGAGGAGAUGUCUAUGCCGGAUUUGACGAACGGUAGCUCGUCUAGUCCUCCUGAUGACGACGAAGAACCUACGGGCUCUGGUGACGAGGAUGAGGCCGCUGUUCUUGACGGAUCCCCCGAUUUAGAUAUGGCAGACUAUAUCGUGGACGAUCCUGACUCCCCUUCGAGAGACGUCUUGCCAACAGUUUCGAAAGUCUCGUCCAAGGGGAAGGGCAAAAAUGUGGAGAGUCCAGAAGACGCUCACGCUCACGCACGGGCACCCAAGCUUCCACCAGUCCCUGACUCACCGAGUCUCAACCGCAAAUCCAAUGCGAAUAAUCCCUAUAGACUUCGACCUGUAACCCCGCCGCCGCCUACCAACAACAUCUUCCCUUCGCUCAAAUCUCGCUCUCAUCAACCUGCUGAACCGUCCACACCACCGAGGAAGGCUGCGGCUCGUCCUUCAUCGCGAGGUUCUGCUGGACAUAUGAUCUCCGCCGUGCGUACGCCACUGUCUCACCUUGGCGUACACAUGAGUCCGUCACCGAGCCUCGCGUACUACAAGUCUAAUCUCAAUCCGCCACCCAACAAAUCGCCACUGGGCUCGAGCGACUCAGACACGCUUCCUACGGUGUCUGCGCCGGGCGCCGCAUCUUCGUCCACUUCCGCACUGCCCUACCCACCGACCGAUAUGACGAGUACUCCUUCCCGCGGCAGCGGCUACCGUCGCACGUCUUCCACCUUCUCGAAUCCGUUUACUCCCCGCAACCUCACCCUCAGCUAUCCAAACUUUGGCUCUGCAUCGAACUCUCCGUUUAGAAGUACGCCGAGCGGUGGGGUAUACGAUCCGCAUGACCCUUCCGCUAUGCUGAACGAUGAGCUAGCCAGGAUGGGAGAGAGAGGAGCUAUCGACAGUCCUUCUGGAUACAGCUUUUCGGGCAUGUUUGGGAAGACGAAGGGGCUUAUGUACGAGAGCCCUGAUGGACCGAGUCCAAAGGGGUGGAGUCGGGCGUGGUAAUGACCUCGAUGCUCCGUCUUGCCUUGAUGCUUCCGUUGUCGUUUUUAUCGCUGUCUAUGUUUUGUUGCUUGCAGGUCGUGAUAUUUUACUUACUGUACAAUAUAUGAAGCGUGCGUGGACGAUUCUUGCUUGCUUGGCAGGACUUGAACCUGUGCCUCGACGUUACGACCCUUACGACCUCGUACCCUUUGCAUCUUUUCGUACUGCAUCACACCUGCGCUUGCUUUCUCAUCCUGACCGUCAUCUACUAUAUGCUGCCCCCUUUUCUCUGGCAUCUACGAACACCUGUUGUAGUUUCGCACUCUGCAAUUUUUCUCUUCUCUUCUCGCAUUCGCGUACGUCUCGACAUGCAGUACGACGAACUAUAACCUGGUCCACUUCUUUUAGCCAUCUUUAGCCGUUUCUCAGUUGUAGCACGGUGUGCCGAUAUAGC
Molecule: messenger RNA, 3229 nt
Organism: Stereum hirsutum FP-91666 SS1
Lineage: Eukaryota; Fungi; Basidiomycota; Agaricomycetes; Russulales; Stereaceae
Exons: 4
Coding region: 1-2796 (931 amino acids)
Biological process (GO): regulation of transcription by RNA polymerase II
Molecular function (GO): DNA-binding transcription factor activity, RNA polymerase II-specific; RNA polymerase II cis-regulatory region sequence-specific DNA binding
Source: RefSeq, a predicted model, not a curated record